GUGGCACAUGCGAUGUCAGCCCAGUCGUCUGGGACGAGGGUCGAGAAAGCUCCAGAAGCAGCAGCUGUUCGGAUGGCUGAGGAUCUUAGCGCGGCGCCGCAGCCUGCCGACAGCUGCAAAGAGCGGAGGUUGUGCUUGGAGUCCGAGUUCAACCUCAUGUUCACCUCCUUGGUCUGA
Symbiodinium sp. CCMP2456 is the source of this 177-nucleotide messenger RNA. The record is from the annotation of a GenBank genome assembly. NCBI's taxonomy places the organism in Eukaryota, Dinophyceae, Suessiales, Symbiodiniaceae.